AUGAGGCGUAACACCUUCCAACUGCUGGUAUGGCCCAGCUUUGUGGCUCAACUCGUGGCUGCUACCCCACACAAAGCAGCCCGUGGUAUUUUCACCAGCUGCGGCUGCACAGAAAUCAUCACUACCACUCUCUACACCUCUGCUCCGUGCUCCAGCCUACCGAUCGUUACGAUUGUUGAUACCACCACGAUCUUUAUUCCUGUUUCUUGUACAGCUUCGAACACCAUAGGCCCAGGAAGCACGACAUCUUCCGCUCUUCUCACGCUGACUACUUCAUCGAGCCAAGAAACUUCUACUUCGUCAUUCUCGUCCGUGGUAGGAAAUUCGACAACUUCUAGUUUGAAAUCGUCGACUUCCUCUGCCGUCUCGGUCACCAGCCAGGGACCUUCGACAGAGACAACGCAAACUGUAUUGAGCUCUCUUCAAGUAUCUUCUGCUUACUCCAGCAUCUCCACUGGCAGCCAAGAGUCUCAGAGCUCUUCGAUCUCGGUAUCGUCAAUUAGUUCUGUUUCUCAGUCGUUGAGUACCUCAAGUCUUUCAAGUUUGAGCCAAGAAUCAACGAUCACAACAACUUCGCUUCAGACCUCCACAGUCGUGGAAUGUGCAGACACGACUUCGGUUGAAACAGUGACGUCCUAUGGACCCAGUGGCUUCAGCACCAAUUAUGCGACCACAAUCACACUUCCGGUGACAGCCUGUUCUGUCUUGACAAUUUCGAGCUCCGAGAUUCCCACCUCAUCAGUCAUUGGAAAUAUUUCCUCGUCAAUUGCGACAAGCACACAAAGUACUGGUCAAGAAUCAACACUGACCUCGAUAAUUGUUGAGACUUCAACGAAUAUUCCGUGCGCUGGCACCGUUUCAACACUUACUCUUCCUUCAUACAUUUCUGGCAUCAGCAUCAACUUUGUCACUAUCAUAACAUCGCUUCCCACAGGUUGUUAUCCAAGCAGCCAAGUCUCAACAGUCCCAAGCAGCCCCGGAAACUCUACCUCGAGCGCUAUUGGCACGUUCACAGCUGUAUCUUCAACUCAGAGCAGCGCUACGUCCCAGUCCUCAAAUGUCCAGCAGUGUUCAGGGACAAUUUCGACGCUGACGCUGCCGGUAUAUGCUUCUGGCUCAACCAUCAACAGUGUCACUGUCGUGACUAUUCCCGUCACAUCUUGCUCCUUCAGCAGCCAGCUUCCCGAGAGCUUCACAUCAAGCCUCACUGGAUCGACCACUGAGCUAUCAAGUAAUCUCCCACAAUCAAGCCUACCAGUGUCGACGCCAAAUAGUAGCAGCUUUUCGACAAGUGCAACAGAGCAGUCAAGUUCUUCCAACACGGAGACACUGCCAGGUUCUACCUUUCCGUCCACUUUUCCGACCCAAUCAGCCACAGGAACUAGCUCUAGCCAGCUGUCAAGCGUGCAAACACCUCCCACAGGAAUCCAGAGCACAUAUCCUGUUUCUACACAAAGUGAAAGGGCAAGUUUGUCACCCUCCAGUUCCGUCACCUCAAUCACUGUUACCGAGACCGUAUCUCCAACAUCUUCACAGGAGUCAAGCACCGAGAUGCAAAGCUCCAUCCCGGCUUCUUCUCCUCUCUCUUCAGUCCCAACCACGGCAUCGGAGUCGUCAAGCGGAGUGGUCUCGACCCCACCAGUCUCAUACACGGUAUCUCCCACCUCGUCUCAAGAGUCGACUACCGAGACACAAAGCUCAGCUCUGGCUUCAUCCCCUUCUUCCUCACUUCAAAGUUCAAGUGCAAAUGCUAGCAGCCUUGUAACUUCAACACAAUCCUCGAUUUCGGUUUCUCUCACCAGCCUUGGAAGUCAAACCACAAGUCAAUCAACAAUGUCUGCGGCUACAGAGACGGAAAUAUCGACUCUGCUGUCGUCACUUUCUGUCUCCUCUCUCCCAUCCUCACUCUCCUCCACAAGCACCGGGUUGACAAGUGGCAUCGUGUCGACUCCGUCAGUCUCUACCCUAGCUUCCACCGAGAUAUCGAGCUCUCUCUCUGCUACGUCUCUUCCUUCUUCCAGUCCAAUCCCGACUCAGAGCACAAGUAAAGGAGUUUCGACCUCAUCCUCAUCCUCAUCCACAAACUCCUUCACGACCUCGGAAACAAACAUUGGGACCGUGGCUACUACCACAUCGACCUCAGAAUUUGCAAGCACGACAAGCAGCCUGCCACUCACCACAACUCUUUCCUGUUCUGAGGAGAUACCAUCAACAACCAGUACCAAUUCUGGAGAAGUCACCUCCGAAUCUUCGACCUCAACUCUUCCCACAUACCCUGGAGGAUUACCGACUCUUGUUACAACCACGGAGGCCAACAGCGGAGAAGCCACUUCCACGGAAUCGCUGACGACAUCCACCGCUUCUGCAAAUUCUCCAAAUUGGGGUUAUGGUUCUGGUUCUUGGGGUCCUCCAACUUGGGGCUAUGGAGAAGGUCCUACGACUCUCAAGCAGGUUCAUAAGAGUCAUCGUGAGUGGAAGAAGUCAGAUCAUGAGUGA
Mollisia scopiformis is the source of this 2496-nucleotide messenger RNA. RefSeq lists its product as uncharacterized. The transcript is spliced from 2 exons. The record is from RefSeq and is a predicted model, not a curated record. The coding region runs from base 1 to 2496 and encodes 831 amino acids. Lineage: Eukaryota; Fungi; Ascomycota; Leotiomycetes; Helotiales; Mollisiaceae.